GCCAGCCCUGGGAGCGCCCCGGAAUGCGUCCUGCAGCCGCAGCCUGAGCUUUAGCACUUGCCGGGAAUGUGACCGGGACUGAGGGGCCACCAGAAGCAUGGAGACUGUGGUGAUCGUUGCCAUAGGCGUGCUGGCCACCAUCUUUCUGGCCUCGUUCGCAGCCUUGGUGGUGGUUUGCAGGCAGCGGUACUGCCGACCUCGACCCCGGGACCUGCUGCAGCGCUAUGAUUCCAAGCCCAUUGUGGACCUCAUCGGUGCCAUGGAGACCCAGUCCGAGCCCUCUGAGCUAGAACUGGACGACGUCGUCAUCACCAACCCCCACAUCGAGGCCAUUCUGGAGAACGAAGACUGGAUCGAGGAUGCCUCGGGUCUCAUGUCCCACUGCAUUGCCAUCUUGAAGAUCUGUCACACUCUGACAGAAAAACUUGUUGCCAUGACAAUGGGCUCAGGGGCCAAGAUGAAGACUUCGGCCAGCGUCAGCGACAUCAUCGUGGUGGCCAAGCGGAUCAGCCCCAGAGUGGACGAUGUUGUGAAGUCGAUGUACCCGCCGCUGGACCCGAAGCUCCUGGAUGCACGGACAACGGCCCUGCUCCUGUCUGUCAGUCAUCUGGUGCUGGUGACCAGGAAUGCCUGCCACCUGACCGGGGGCCUGGAUUGGGUAGACCAGUCGCUGUCCGCUGCUGAGGAGCACUUGGAAGUCCUUCGAGAAGCAGCCCUGGCCUCCGAGCCAGAGAAGGGCCCCCCAGGCCCUGAGGGCUUCCUGCAGGAGCAGUCGGCCAUCUAGUGCCGGCUGGCCAGCUGCUGACCACAAGGGCCGGCCGGCUGAGCCUUCCACUUUUCCUGUCGUUAGUUCCGCACGGCUCGGGGGCCCAGCUGUGUGCAUCGUACACCAGGAGAGCCCGUGCGUCGAUGCCUCUGCUGCAGUUGCAGAUGGUGGCUGGCGAGUGGCAGUCUGACACCACAGUUAGGGGAGACGCCAUUCACCGUCUGUACGGCAGCCCUCUGAGCACGGGUGGACUCUAACCUUUGUUGGGCUCACCUGGUGCUUUCAGGGAACCUGAGCCACCUAAGGAUUCUUAGGAGGUUUCACAUCACAAUCAGCAUUUCUGGCUUCCCUUGAACAAUCAGAAGGUGAGGCAACUCUGACCUGCAUUUUCCAAAGAGGACAAUCAAUUGGAACCAAGUAGGAGUAGCCUUUUUUUUUUUUUUUUUAAUCCUCACCUGAGGAUACUUUCCCAUUAAUUUUUAGAGAGAGACACAGAGAGAGAAGCAUCCAUCUGCGAGAGACGCAUAGAUUGGUUGCUUCCUGCACAUGCUCUGACCGGGGCCAGGAAUGGAGCCUGCAACCGAGGUACAUGCCCUUGACCGGAAUCGAACCUGGGACCCUUCAGUCCGCAGGCCAAAGCUCUAUCCACUGAGCCAAACUGGCUUGGGUGGGGUUGCCUCUUUUUGCAAGACUUGUACUCUCUCACCUGGUCUGUUUCAUUGAUUUGUGUCAUCUGCCCGUUCCCUGAGGCAUCUGAGUCCCUCCUCCCCUGCACAGGUGUGUGUUUGAAGGUGAGCACCCCAGAGUUGAUUAUUCCCUUUUCAUCAUUAUGCCUGUAAUUUGACCUAGUUACCACUAGGUGGAUAGUAAAUG
Messenger RNA from Eptesicus fuscus (big brown bat), 1639 nucleotides. RefSeq names its product transmembrane protein 98 (gene TMEM98). The record is from RefSeq and is a predicted model, not a curated record. Gene Ontology annotation, cellular component: endoplasmic reticulum. Lineage: Eukaryota; Metazoa; Chordata; Mammalia; Chiroptera; Vespertilionidae. Bases 98 to 784 code for a protein of 228 amino acids. The transcript has 7 exons.